AUGUUCUUAGGAAUGAUCACGAAACGGCAAAGUUGUAGUCAAAAUAGUUUUACUGAAGAUGAAUUAGAUUAUAAUGAAAAUUCACCAAUUAUUAAAAAAAUCUUAUCCUCAAGAAAAAAAUCUUAUAAAAAAUGGACUAAAGAAGAGGAUGAUCGUUUACGAGAAUUUAUUUUAUCUCAUGAUGGUUUAAAAGAUUGGUCUAAUAUAUCAAAAUAUGUUGGUAAUGGUCGUACAGAUGCUCAAUGUCAACAUCGUUGGGAACGUUUUCUUGAUCCAUCUAUAACAAAAGGACCAUGGACUGAUGAAGAAGAUAAAAAAGUUAUUGAACUUGUACGUGAUUAUGGUGCCAGACAUUGGAGUUUAAUUGCUAAAGAAUUAAAAGGACGUGUUGGAAAACAAUGUCGUGAAAGAUGGCAUAAUCAUCUUAAUCCAUUAAUAAAUAAAAAUCCAUGGACAAAUGAAGAAAAUCUUCGUCUAUUUAUAUUACAUCAACAUUUUGGUAAUAAAUGGGCUGAAAUAGCAAAAUAUUUUAAUGGACGAUCAGAUAAUUCAAUAAAAAAUCAUUGGAAUUCUUCAAUGAAAAAGAAAUUUCAUUUAGAAGUUGAAAAUUUAAAAAAACAAGGACUUGAUUGGACAGCAUUAAUUCCAUCUGAUUUUCCAUGGCCAAAGUUUGAUCAAUCAACUUCAGUAAAUAGUAAUCAUUCAUCUCGAAUCCCAUUAAGUACAAUAACAAAUCAAACAUCACAAAUGCAUUCUUCAAAUAUAGAAAAAACUUCAAUAGAAAAUAUAUUAUCUCCUUUAUCGACCAUUAAAACAGAAAAUCAUAUACCAAUUGUGAACAGUAAUAAUAAUUAUCAAUUUUAUUCAACUACUACUGAAAAUAAUUUUGAUAUUACACCAACACAACAUAUAUCAAUAAUCUAUGCCGAUCAACUACAGUCUAUGCCAUCUUCAUCUCAAAUCUCCAUUAAUCUUUGUCAACACCAUUCUUCUCAAAAUGUCGAACAUUUACUCUUUUGUUCUCAACCAUCACCAAUUAAACAAUUACCAAUGUUAUCAUCUUGUGCUAAUUAUACAUCUUCAAGUCAAAAUUCACAAUCGGAUCAACAUCAACACCAUCAUCAUCUAUCAUUAUUUCAUUCAUAUUCAUCUAAUGAUUAUUAUUCAUCACAUCCACCUUCAAGAACAUCAUCAUUACCUGUAUUUACUUGUUCAUCAUCACCACAUUUAUCUUUAUUAUCAACAGAUAUGCAUUUAUUUUCAAAUGAUGAUGUAUGUUCAAUGAAAAAUAAUGAAAAUAUAAAUGUUUCACCAACUAAUAUUUCAAAUACAUCGUCACCUUCAAAAUAUUGUGUACUCAAUACACCAGAACGACCUCAUUUAAUACGUUUAACACCAAGUCCAAAACGAGAUUGUUUCAAUGAAUAUCUUCUUCCAAUGUCUGAAUCGCUUAUUUCCGAAAAUCAUUCAUUAAUACGUUUCAAUAAAUAUGAUCUACCGAAAAAUUUUCAAGAAAAAAUCGGUUAUAAUCCAACUUAUACAGAAAUAUUAAUCGGUCAAACACGUGAUCAACGUUAUGUUACUGAACAAGCCCGACGAUAUCUUUCUUGUUCUUCCUUAAAUAAUUCAUAG
Molecule: messenger RNA, 1632 nt
Organism: Rotaria sp. Silwood1
Lineage: Eukaryota; Metazoa; Rotifera; Eurotatoria; Philodinida; Philodinidae
Source: the annotation of a GenBank genome assembly